Messenger RNA from Exophiala bonariae, 237 nucleotides. RefSeq lists its product as uncharacterized. The transcript has 3 exons. Bases 1 to 237 code for a protein of 78 amino acids. NCBI's taxonomy places the organism in Eukaryota, Fungi, Ascomycota, Eurotiomycetes, Chaetothyriales, Herpotrichiellaceae. The record is from RefSeq and is a predicted model, not a curated record.
AUGAGCGGUUAUAUGAAUGCCUUCGGUUACAUCUUCAUCGCCUGGGUACCCAUAUUUACCUUCCCAGCCAAUAAGCAGCCAUAUAUAAUUGCUGGUAACUACAUCACGGCCGGGUUCGGCGCUGCAGCUACUAUUCUUGUUCUGCUUAUGCGCCAUUUGCAUAACAAGGACCUCAAGCGGCAGAAACGGGAGGCUGUUACUCCGACCACCCUGAAAGAUGGUGAUUCGGUUGCCUGA